AUGAACUUCAAUUCUGUCUGGGCCUGCCUGCCAGUGCGCGGAGAAGACAACGACCGCUGUAGACUUCACUUUUAUGGUAAUUUCAUAUCCAACCACACCGAGCCUGCUGCAAGCAGGGUGGCUGGUAUUUCCAUGAAAUCAGGGUCGCCGAUCCCUAGAACAUACACCGGUAUUCUUGUGGUGCUCUUAUUUCCAGAAUACUCGGGUGUCAUGACAGCAGAGGGGAAAGUGAAUUUAGAAAACGGCUGA
Messenger RNA from Penicillium chermesinum, 249 nucleotides. RefSeq lists its product as uncharacterized. The record is from RefSeq and is a predicted model, not a curated record. NCBI's taxonomy places the organism in Eukaryota, Fungi, Ascomycota, Eurotiomycetes, Eurotiales, Aspergillaceae. The transcript has a single exon. Bases 1 to 249 code for a protein of 82 amino acids.